Molecule: messenger RNA, 1005 nt
Organism: Penaeus indicus
Lineage: Eukaryota; Metazoa; Arthropoda; Malacostraca; Decapoda; Penaeidae
Product: juvenile hormone esterase-like
Exons: 7
Coding region: 1-1005 (334 amino acids)
Source: RefSeq, a predicted model, not a curated record
AUGGUGUUCAUCCACGGCGACGACUACCUUUCCGGGGGAUUGGACGACUACCCGCCGCUGCCCCUCCUGAACCACCCGGUCGUGCUGGUCGUUCUCCAGUACCGUCUGGGCGUCUUGGGAUUCCUGUCGACGGAGGAUGCUUCUCUGCCUGGUAACCUAGGACUGAAGGACCAGACUCUGGCCCUCCGGUGGGUGCAGGACAACAUCCGUGACCUUGGUGGUGACCCAGAUAAGGUCACUCUCUUCGGGCAAGGCAGCGGGGCGCAGUCCGUCCACUACCAGAUCCUGACGCCGUAUUCCCGUGGACUGUUCUCCCGUGCCAUCCUGCAGUCCGGAUCCGCCCUUUGCCCUAAGUAUUCAAGGGGCAAACACCACGAAGUUGCCAUGCACGUGGCCAGGGAGGUGGGUUGCCAGGGACAUACCAACCUCCUGGACUGUCUCCGCGGCGUUCGAUUUGAGAAGCUCGCUUAUGCUUACAUACCCUUGCAGCUGUGGGAUGGCUUCCCGUUCACGAUGGUUCCUCGGGUAGACGGCGACUACAUCCCAGCAGAUCCUGCCCUUCUCCUUUCCUCCGGGUCCUUCUCGAAAGUUGACCUCAUCCUUGGCAUCACACAGCAUGAAGGAGCAUUAAUGACAGCAACCAUGUUUUCAAGCUGGGACCCCGUAAACGAACUGGGGGCCGAUUUCAGACGGGCUGGCUCUUUGUCCCUGAGCUUCGAAAGUGAGAUAGAACCUGGACACCUCGCAGGCGUCAGCUAUUACUACUAUGUUGGAAACAAUUUAAUCAAUAUCAAGGAAGUUGCUAAUCUCACUCAGUUGUACACAGACCGGUACUUCUCGGUUUGCACAGACCACACGGCCAUUUUGCACGCCCGGCAUGGCUCCAAGGUUUAUUUUUACGAGCUCGAUCAUCGUGCUCUUGCCUCGAGCACUGACAAGUUCCAGCUUUUCUUCGAUAGCGAGUGUGAGGAUAAGUCACGGAGACGACCUACAGUACCUCUUUAG